This is a messenger RNA of Peronospora belbahrii, 783 nucleotides long. The record is from the annotation of a GenBank genome assembly. NCBI's taxonomy places the organism in Eukaryota, Oomycota, Peronosporomycetes, Peronosporales, Peronosporaceae.
AUGAGCGAAGACGAAUUUGUGGUGCUGCUGGAACAUGCGGGCAUUCUGGAAACAUCAGACGAAAACGACAUGGAAUUUAUGGAGGAGACGGUACUUCGUGAAUGGCUGGAACGUGAUGGCGUCCAGCUGUUUACGACGCAGAUGACGACGGUUAAGCGUGAGCAGGGCGACGUAGACGUCAUCGUGGACGGCACAGCGUCGACUGCUCCAACCGCUACAGCAACAACAUUAGUAGGCGAGGCAAGAACGAGAAUGGCUGGACAUAUAUUGGCUCGACUAUUGAAGAGAGGAUGGAUUGCUCCAAUUGAAUUUGAUAACGCUGAGGAUGAGACGGAGGAAUGGAAAACAAAGCUAUAUACACCUCGACUGCGAACAUAUGAAGCGUAUAGGAUUUACAUUGAGAAAGACCCGACGUUGACAGCACGGGGACUGAAUCUUUGUGCCCAUGGCCUUCGUAAAGUGGGUCUGUCGACGAAUCAAGACGGAGGCGAGACGUCGACUUCCAUUGCCGUCACGGUGGCAAACGACGAUCAAAAGACGCGGUUGCGAGAGAAGCUUUGGCUGGAUUGCUUCCCGACCUGCUCAGAUAGUGCUAAGCAGACAUUUUUAUCGUUCACACGACCAGAGAUCAUCCUAUAUGCCACCUUGGGGCUCAACCUUAUCAGCAACGGAAUUAGUAGCGUGCCAGCAUUUUCGCGCGAGCUGAAGAGUAUGGGUGUAAGCAGCGCAGACGAUCGGUCUAUUAUUGUCGGGUUUCUAGCCAAGGCUUUUCCAACCGAGUAA